CCGAGCCCUCCGCCCCACGAGCGCGCACGUAUCGUUGGCUCCGCUCCGCCUAGGGUUUUAGCCCCUCCCUCACCACCACCGCCCCACCUCGCGCCGCACCCUCACAAAUCCCCCUCCCGAAACCAAUCCCCCCUCCCCCUCCCCUUCCCUCCCCACCACCCCCCGCCGGGCGACGAGCGGCGGCCGGCGCCCAGGCCCCGAGAUGGACCGGUACCAGAGGGUGGAGCGGCCGCGGCCCGAGUCGGCCAUCGCCGAGAACGAGAUCCGAAUCACCGCCCAGGGGCUUAUCCGCAACUAUGUCUCCUACGCCACGUCCCUCCUCCAGGAUCGGAAGAUUAAAGAGAUUGUUCUGAAAGCCAUGGGACAGGCAAUCAGUAAGUCUGUUGCUGUCACAGAGAUUAUCAAGAAAAGAGUUCCCGGGUUGUACCAAGAUACUAACAUCAGCUCUGUCAGCAUAACUGAUGUCUGGGAACCUAUUGAAGAAGGCCUUGUCCCACUGGAGAUGACUCGCCAUGUUUCAAUGAUUUCAAUUACUUUGUCUCCAGUAGAGCUGGACCAAAAUUCCCCAGGGUAUCAAAGCCCAACUUAUGUUGACCAGCCCAGGCAACAGCAGCGCCUCCAGCAGGCACCACCACCAAUGCGUCAACCUCGCCAACAACCAUCUGAUUAUGAAGACUCCUAUGUGCGGGGUCGUGGCAGAGGAAGGGGCCGUGGGCGUGGUAGGGGUUGGGGUAGAGGAGGUUAUGGCGGAUAUGGAAACAACCAAGGCGGGUAUAACCAAGGUGGGUACAACCAAGGUGGAUACAAUCAAGGCGGGUACAACCAAGAUGGUGGGUACUACGAUAAUCAAGGCGGAUACAACCAAGAUGGUGGGUACUACGAUAAUCAAGGUGGGUAUGGUGGUGGAUAUGGCUACAACCAAGGCCGACAAGGAAACUACCAAGAAAAUGGUGGAUAUAACCGAGGACGGGGUGGUAUGCGUGGAAGAGGCAAUUGGAGUUACCGUGGGGGAUAUGAACGCGGCAGGGGUGGUGGUGCUCCAGGUGGUAGGGGAUACGAAGGUGGAAGAGGAUAUGACCAAGCUCCCGCUGGAAGGGGCUACGGAGGUGGGAGGGGAUAUGACCAAGCCCCUGCUGGAAGGGGAUACGAAGGCGGAAGGGGAUAUGACCAAGCUCCUGUUGGGAGGGGGGGAUACGAGGGCGGAAGGGGAUAUGGAAGGGCUCGGGGAAGAAUGGCUCGUGGGCGAGGGUACUGAGCAAAGGCAGAAUUUCCAUGGGCUUCUGGUUCUAUUUAAAUGCAUGCUUUAUAAUGUCAGGGGAAAGGUAAGUUAUCCAAAGAUUUUCUGUUGGAAGCUGUCGUUCGUGUGGGUGUUAGUUGUUUCCCCUGAGCGCGAUGUUUGGUUGUGAGCACAAUGCUUUUCCAGAGUUUAUCCUGUAAUCAUCUUUCAAUGUUGCUGUCGGCGAGGUUUGCUGUUUUUCCCAAUGGUCGAUGAAUGCUGAGCAUGCAGCUCUAUGUUCAUGCCCGUCGUAUUAUCUCAUGGAACUGUUACCUUGUUUA
Messenger RNA from Hordeum vulgare subsp. vulgare (domesticated barley), 1557 nucleotides. Its product is annotated as glycine-rich cell wall structural protein 1.0-like. Lineage: Eukaryota; Viridiplantae; Streptophyta; Magnoliopsida; Poales; Poaceae. Gene Ontology annotation, molecular function: RNA binding. Bases 203 to 1255 code for a protein of 350 amino acids. The record is from RefSeq and is a predicted model, not a curated record. The transcript is spliced from 8 exons.